Drosophila ananassae is the source of this 2165-nucleotide messenger RNA. RefSeq lists its product as uncharacterized. The transcript has 2 exons. NCBI's taxonomy places the organism in Eukaryota, Metazoa, Arthropoda, Insecta, Diptera, Drosophilidae. The record is from RefSeq and is a predicted model, not a curated record. The coding region runs from base 61 to 2112 and encodes 683 amino acids.
ACGAUAUGUCAGAAAUGCAGAUAUAUUUCGUAAAGCUAUAAAUAAUCCGCUUCACCUUUGAUGAAUCCCAGCGGCAGGUGUUUGGUGUGGUGGCUUUACUUUCGUAAUUUUAAUUCUUUCACAUCAGUCGGACAAUAUACAUACAUAUGUGCUUAUAUUUUUAAUUCUGUUGAUUACCAAAUUUUUAAUUGCCCCAUGCUUCGAAAGAUGUUCGCCGUGGUAAGUUCCACAUGGAGCAUUGACUCUCAGCCACCCCAGUGUCACUGCUACCUGCCGCCAACACUGCCGGACUGUUGGGCCAAGGCCGACAAGCUAAUACAGGAAAACAUGAAGCUGGACAUCGACGAUGUCACCGACAGUGUGAUGAAGGUGAUGCGGAUCUGCGGGCUGCGUCCCUGGGAGGUGAAGCGGAGUGAGGAGGUAAUCCGUCGCUCCCUGACGCAUUACGAAGAGGUGCGAGAACGGAUCGAUCGGGUACCAAGAAAGCGCUUCUCCAAGGAGACCUUCCUGCACGGUCUGGCCAGCGAGGCCCAAAUGAACCGGAUGGACGCCCAGAUGGCCUACGCCAUUAUCAAGAGGGCCUUCAAGGCGUUAUACUAUGGGACGGGACAGGAUGGAAAGCGGUACCUCGCCCUGCAGGAAUUCUUGAUGCACAGCCAGGAGUGCCUCUGGCUUCAUGCCGCACGCCGCACGGCAGAAAUACAUGCCGUCCUCAACGGAAUGAUGCACUCCGAGGAGCAGCAGUUCGAGGAGCGCAUCGAGUGCGUCUACAAGAACCUGUUUGAUGUCUUGCAGACAAGAGUCGUCUUCGCGGACAACUGGGUCUGCAACUGCGACCCAGCACCGGAGGGCAAAUCGGUAUCCAAUGCUGUCUCUACGAUGACCGCCCAGAUGGAAGUACUCUUCCACAAGCAGAACUUGGAGCUCAGCACUGGCGCCUCCGCAAUGACAUACCAACGCCUGGAGACGAACCGGACGGCAGGCUCGGAAGACUCGCGCUAUAACUACUUCCUAAAAAGGGCCAAUAACAAAACAGAUCAAAAGCAGCCAGACAUUAGUGGUGAUGGCAGCGAUCUCAGCCAAACCAAGUGCAACUGCCCCCAUUUGCGCUGCUUUCGCGAGGAGGGUGAGACUCGGGAGGCGCCAGAAAUCACGGCGGAGUGUAGCCAGGGACCCUACAUAUGCCGCUGGCUGCCGUUCACCGAAGAAGACGACACCUUCGACGAGCACUGCGCUCCGUUCCCGCCCCUGGAGGAGGUGUGCCCACCCUGUGACCAGAAAGAGCUCUCCUGCGACGCGGAGUGUACCUGCACCUGUCAGGUGUGCAAGUGUCGGCCGUUCUAUGAGGGCGACGACGACAUCGGCGAGGAAGAGAACCUCGGCGAGAAGCAGUCCAAGAGCGGAGUGGAGGACUACGACACCGACUACUGCUGGCUGGCUCCGUUCCGAGGUAGCAGCAAGGAACGAUUGGACAGAAAGAAGAUGGCGGUCCAACCUGAGGAGGUACCGGUAAAGGAGGAGGCUGCUGAGGAGAAGGACGCCUUGUCCAAAUGUUGCUGCAUGUGCAAAUACAAGCGUGAUUUUCCUCACCUCUUCACUUACCUGGCACCCUUCAAGGAGGAACCAGAAAGGCAGCCACAGGCUCAGCCAUCUAAGCCAGAGCCAAUAAAAACGCAGCUGCCCCUUUUCAGUGAAAGUGAGGAUCUGCUUUCCAAGCCUCCACCACGAGGAGUCUCUCUGGCGGGCUAUCGCUGCUGGGUUAAGUCCAAGCCAUCGACAUCCUCUGAAUCACAGGAGGAAAGGGAUCCACUUGUGAUGGUUUGUAGCCAGGAACAAAAAGUAAAGGGAGGAUCAAAAGGUCCCGAAAUAAUUGUGACCACCAAAACGCAGCACCAUCCGAGCCCCGACAGUGCAGGAAACGCAGCUCCAGCAAAGCCUACAGCCAAUCCACCAGCCAAGGUGGCGCCUAAUCCAACCCCCUCUAAGAGCAACAAGCCGGCUCCAGCUCCCGCAAAGCCUCCAGUGGCUCCCAAACAACCUGAUCAGCCACAAGAGGAAGAUAAGCUUACCAAGGAAGACAUUUUAGAUAUCAUAGGCCUCAGGUUUAAAUAGUUCCUUAAAUAAAUCAGGUUCCGAAGUUAGAAGUCCAACCAUCAAUACAUAGA